AUGGUGUUCAGUAUUCUGUUCCUAGCUUUACAUCUCUUGCUUGAAGUGAAAAGUUCUAUGAUAACUUUGAGUAACAAUGGAUAUGAAGGCAUUGUCAUUGCAAUUGACCCUAGAGUACCAGAAGAUGAAAGGCUCAUUCAAAGCUUAAAGGAAAUGGUAACCGAAGCUUCUACAUACCUAUUUCAUGCUACCAAACGAAGAGUUUAUUUCAGGAGUGUGAGCAUUUUAAUCCCAGUGACAUGGAAGUCAAAAUCUGAGUACUUAAUGCCAAAACAAGAAUCAUAUGAGCAGGCAGAUGUCAUAGUUGCUAAUCCUUACUUAAAAUACGGAGAUGUACCCUACACACUUCAAUAUGGACAAUGUGGAGAAAAAGGACGAUAUAUACAUUUCACUCCGAACUUCUUGUUGAAAAAUAAUUUGCUUAUCUAUGGGCCCCACGGUAGAAUAUUUGUCCAUGAGUGGGCACACCUACGGUGGGGAGUAUUUGAUGAGUAUAAUGAGGACCAGCCAUUCUACUUCUCCAGGAAGCAAAUUAUUGAAGCAACAAGAUGUUCAACUGAUAUUACUGGUAUUAAUAGAGUUCCUGACCAAUGUCAGGGAGGCAGCUGUAUACCAAGGCAAUGCAAAUAUGAUUCAAAGACAGGACUGUAUGAAGCAAAAUGUAUAUUCAUCCCGGAUAAAAACCAGGCUGCAAAGGGCUCUAUAAUGUUUAUGCAAAGUCUCGACUCUGUGAUGGAAUUUUGCACAAAAAAGACACACAACCCAUAUGCUCCUAACCUACAAAAUAAAAUGUGCAAUCGCAGAAGCACAUGGGACAUAAUCAUGGACUCUGAUGAUUUUAAGAAAGCCUCUCCCAUGACAGGAACAAAUCUACCACCUCACCCCACAUUUUCACUGCUCAAAUCCAAAGAGCGUGUAGUUUGCUUGGUACUUGAUACAUCUGGAAGCAUGGAUACAGACAACCGUCUCUAUCUAAUGAAUCAAGCAGCAGAAUUAUUUUUGAUUCAAAUUAUUGAAAAGGGAACCUUGGUUGGGAUGGUCACAUUUGAAAGUUCUGCUAAAAUCCAAAGCUAUCUGACAAAGCUAACUGAUGAUGAUGAUUACCAAAGCAUCUCUGCAAAACUGCCUCAAAAAGCCGCAGGAGGAACUUCAAUUUGCAGUGGACUCAGAACAGGAUUCCAGGUAAUAACUAUGACCAAUAGCCAGAGCACUUCUGGUUCUGAAAUUAUAUUACUAACAGAUGGGGAAGAUAAUCAAAUAACGUCAUGCUUUGAAGAGGUAAAACAAAGUGGUGCGAUUGUCCACACCAUUGCUCUGGGACCUUCUGCUGCCAAAGAACUGGAGAGCCUUUCAGUUAUGACAGGAGGGCAUUCUUUUUUUGCCAAUAAAGAUGUAAAUGGACUUAUUGAUGCCUUCAGUAGAAUUUCAUCUAGAAAUGGUAACAUCACUCAGCAAGCUCUUCAGUUGGAAAGUAAAGCCUUUAAUAUUCCAACAAGGAAAUGGAUAAAUGGUACCGUGCCUGUGGAUAAUACAAUUGGAAGUGACACUUUUUUUGUUGUCACAUGGACAAUACAAAAGCCAGAAAUUCUCCUUCAAGAUCCAAAAGGAAAGACAUAUGGAACCUCAGACUUCCAAGAAGAUAAACUAAAUAUUCGGUCAGCCCGACUUCGAAUACCAGGUGUUGCAGAAACAGGCACUUGGACUUACAGCUUUCGAAACAAACAUCCCAAAUCUCAGUUGCUAUCAAUAACAGUAACCACUAGAGCAAGAAGUCCUACCACACUUCCAAUAAUUGCAACUGCUCACAUGAGUCAGAAUACAGCACAAUACCCUAGCCCAAUAAUUGUGUAUGCACAAGUCAGUCAAGGGUUUUUGCCUGUUCUGGGAAUGAACGUAACAGCCAUUAUAGAAAAUGAAGAUGGACAUCAAGUAACAUUGGAACUCUGGGACAAUGGUGCAGGUGCUGAUACUAUCAAGAAUGAUGGCAUCUACUCAAGAUAUUUUACAGAUUUCCAUGGAAAUGGUAGAUACAGUUUAAAAGUACGUGCACAGGCAAGAAAAAAUACAACUAGACUAAGUUUGAGACAACAGAACCGAGCUUUGUAUGUAGCAGGCUAUGUUGAAAAUGGUAAAAUUAUACUGAAUCCACCUAGACCUGAAGUCAAACUUGACAUGACAGAAAUUGAAGACUUCAAUAGACUAACCUCUGGAGGAUCGUUUACUGUAUCUGGAGCUCCUCCUCCUGGUAAAAUUACGACUGUGUUCCCACCUGGUAAAAUCACAGACCUUAAUGCUAGAUACAAAGAAGAUCAAAUUCACCUUUCAUGGACUGCUCCUGGCAAUGAGCUUGAUAAAGGAAAAGUCAACAGGUACAUUAUAAGAAUAAGUAAGUGUUUCCUGGAUCUUGAAAAAGAUUUUGACAACGCUACUUUAGUGAACACUUCUAGUCUGAUGCCAAAGGAGCCUGGUUCAAAUGAAAAUUAUGAAUUCAAACCAGAACCAUUUACAAGAGCAAACGGAACUACAUUCUAUAUUGCAAUUCAAUCCAUCAGUCAAGCCAAUCUCAUUUCAGAAGUUUCUAACAUUGCACUAGCAGUCAAGUUUAUACUUCCACCAGAAUCCAGUAUUCCUGCUCUGAGCAAUAAUAUUUCUGCAAUCAGUUUGGUAAUAUUUGGGUUAUUGGUGAUUUUACUUAUAUUUUAA
Condylura cristata (star-nosed mole) is the source of this 2703-nucleotide messenger RNA. RefSeq names its product epithelial chloride channel protein-like. Gene Ontology annotation, molecular function: intracellularly calcium-gated chloride channel activity. The transcript has 14 exons. Gene Ontology annotation, biological process: chloride transport. Lineage: Eukaryota; Metazoa; Chordata; Mammalia; Eulipotyphla; Talpidae. The record is from RefSeq and is a predicted model, not a curated record. The coding region runs from base 1 to 2703 and encodes 900 amino acids.